Molecule: messenger RNA, 1216 nt
Organism: Purpureocillium takamizusanense
Lineage: Eukaryota; Fungi; Ascomycota; Sordariomycetes; Hypocreales; Ophiocordycipitaceae
Gene: vti1
Product: t-SNARE VTI1, variant 2
Exons: 2
Coding region: 184-783 (199 amino acids)
Biological process (GO): macroautophagy; Golgi to vacuole transport; intracellular protein transport
Cellular component (GO): ER to Golgi transport vesicle membrane; endoplasmic reticulum membrane; SNARE complex
Molecular function (GO): SNAP receptor activity; SNARE binding
Source: RefSeq, a predicted model, not a curated record
CGAGGACGCUGCGCAGGCAGAAGGACAACAAAGGGACACUUAAUACGCACAGGCGCAAUCUUCUAUCAGUCGGUUCAUCUAUCGCGGAUCGUUCUCGGUCUUCUUCUCUGCCGGUAGAGCGAGCUUUCCAUCUUGCGACUCUCUUUGCUCUGACUUCACGCCACCCCAACCACUCUUGCGACCAUGGCCAACCCCCUCGAUACCGAUGCUGGCUCUGAGCUGUUCGGCUCCUAUGAGGCCGAGCUCAAGCUCGUUCAGGCAGACCUGGCGCAGAAGCUGGAUCAGAUACCCGAACUUUCGGGCGAGCCCCGAAAGGGUGCUAUCAACCAGGCUGAGCGUGCACUCGAGGAGGCCGACGAGCUGCUCGGACAAAUGCGACUCGAAAAGCAGAACAUUCCAACGUCUUCCCGCGCCAAGGUCAACCAGCGGUUCCGCAACUACGAGGCAGAUGUCGAUACGAGCCGUCGAAAGCUCACCUCCCUCUCUUCCGAUCGUUCCGCUCUAUUCGGAUCGCGAUACACAGACGAACCUGCUGGAGCUUCAGACAUCCACCUUGAGCAACGCCAACAACUUCUUUCCGGCACGGACCGUCUAGACCGCAGCACUCAACGGCUCAAGGCCAGCCAGGCCCUCGCCAACGAGACCGAGGCCAUCGGGGCAGACACCCUGGCGAACCUCCACGGACAGCGGGAGAUGAUCCAGCACACCCACGACACACUUCUCAACAGCGAGGGAUAUGUGGACAGAAGCGUCAAGACGUUGCGGGGGAUGGCGCGUAGGUAAUGCCGGUCCUGGAUAGACCGACAUAUCGACAAAUAUGGAUGACUGACAUGAUUACAGGAUGGCUACAAAUCGGGUGAUUACCAUCUCGAUCAUCACCGUUUUAGUCCUCCUCAUCGUGGCGGUCAUCAUCAGCAAAUUUCGGUGAAGCGUAUUUGCGAGUUCGGAGUUCCGGCAGUGUAUUGGGUUCUCAUGUUAUUUCUCUGAAGCAAAAUCGUCGGACAGACGCGUGCCACUUCAGCGCCUGCGAAUGGAAGCUGGGCAGUGUCAUGAGAUCCGAAACUAGUGUGGCAUUGUGAACUGUAUUAUAGAGGCAUUGGCGGGUAAUCGGCAUACAACUCAAGAAAUGUAGGCGAUCCUCAUGCCGCCACGAUAAUGUGGCCGUAUGCUACUUCGUACCCACGCUACUAUUAAAAUUAGCAUCAAAUGACUCAAG